ACACAUGACGGUAAUUCAUUAACAUUACUGUUACCAGACAUAGACUUAAUAGCUUUCCAAAACUUUCUAGGGUCUGUAACGAUUGUCGUCGGGAGAAGGAGAAGAGGACCAAGGUGCAGCGUGGAAUUCUGUAGAAGCAGCCUUUAUUUUCAGACUCUGCAGGCCUGCUGGGAGGAAACAUAUUACAAUAAACAGAAGAAGCUCAUGAUCCACUAUCUGCUGCUCCAGAGUCGAGGCCAGGUCCCGCCCCAUGUCACCACGGAGCACAUGAGCAACUGGCUGGUGUCUCAGGGCAAAAAAUCCCUUAGGGAGAGGGUGUGGAAGGAAACCCUGGAGGAGGGAAACGACCUCGCUCGGGUGGCCUGGGAAGUAAACACUUGCCUAAAAAUGAUGGACAUAGAGCACGAGGCUUUCUGCAAGCUCCGCCGCUCCAUGCACCCCACCUCGCCAGCUGACAUUGAUCCUAAGGUCCACAGCAUCGUGGAAAGAGCUGUGAGAAGCAUUCUGGGCGAGCAGUCUAAUGAUCCCCGUAGCAACCUGUUCAGCCCAUCUCAGGUGGUGGUGGAGGUGGUGCCCAGGCUCCUCCUGGCCCUGUGGCUGCAGCCAGAGGAAGGACAUUCAGAGCACCCAAUCCUAAUAAGUGGGAUGGCCGUGGGCAUGGUGGCGGCUGUAGUGGAGAAGCUCUCCUGCAUCUUAAAGGACCCUUCCCCUCGCAUCCCUUUCUCCCGGGCUGCUGCUUUUGACUCUGUGCGGUCGAUCCUCGGGAGAAUUAGUCAGUCCUUCUCCACCGAUGACCUGCAGAGCCCUUUUUAUAUGAGCUCUGUCUGUGCCUUUGUGGCGGACGAGGUGCAGAGCUGCUUCCAGCCCCCUGCAGCCACCCUACCAGUCCCCCCUGUCCUCGUGGUGGCUGUUUCCACCACACUACCAGCUGACAUUCAAGCAGACCCGGCUUCUUCUCACCUAGAGGUUGUAGACAUCACCCCUAACACAGAGGCAGAUCAGGCUUCUUCCCACCUGGAGGUUGUGAACAUCACCCCAAAGGCAGAGGCAGACACGGCUUGUUCCCACCUGGAGGUUGUGAACAUCACCCCAAAGGCAGACACGGCUUGUUCCCACCUGGAGGUUGUGGACAUCACCCGUAAGACAGAGGCAGAUCCGGCUUCUUCCCACCUGGAGGUUGUGGACAUCACCCGUAAGAGAGAGGCAGAUCUGGCUUCUUCCCACCUGGAGGUUGUGGACAUCACCCGUAAGAGAGAGGCAGAUCUGGCUUCUUCCCACCUGGAGGUUGUGGACAUCACCCGUAAGACAGAGGCAGAUCCGGCUUCUUCGCACCUGGAGGUUGUAGACAUCACCCCUAAUACAGAGGCAGACCCGGCUUCUUCACAUCUGAAUGUUGUGGACAUCACCUCUAAUACAGAGGCAGACCCGGCUUCUUCGCACCUGAAUGUUGUGGACAUCACCUCUAAUACAGAGGCAGACCCGGCUUCUUCGCACCGGAAUGUUGUGGACAUCACCCCUAAUACAAAGGCAGAGCCCAUCUCUUCCCUCUUGGAGGUUGUGGACGUCACACCUGAAGAAAGGACUCUCACGAUGGCCGUCUUCGCCACUCUGCCAGCUGACAUCCAAGCAGAUGAUGUUGCUGUGGUCAUCCCGGAUGUCACCAAGGACGUGACACUGGAUGUUUCAUGCAGAGCUAGGAAAGGGGCAGUCCGUCGAUUAUUUUGCAGGCUUUGGAGGGCAGUGUGCUGCUGCGCCUGCCACAAGGAAGAGGAGGAACAAUAAUAAUUAUUCAUCAGACCUUCAGAAAAGUGAUUGAACCAU
Messenger RNA from Oncorhynchus keta (chum salmon), 1821 nucleotides. RefSeq lists its product as uncharacterized. The transcript has 8 exons. NCBI's taxonomy places the organism in Eukaryota, Metazoa, Chordata, Actinopteri, Salmoniformes, Salmonidae. Bases 205 to 1782 code for a protein of 525 amino acids. The record is from RefSeq and is a predicted model, not a curated record.